AUGCUCGCCCAGGAACAGCACCCACUACCCGCCAGCGCCUCUUAUCCCACGUCAAUCCACAUCCUCCUAUACAAUCAGUCAACAUGGUAUCCCAAGCACGUCUGGUCGCCGGCCGGUGGUUGGUACGCCCAGCCCGCCAACUGGAAGGCCAACACGGCCAUUCUCGGUGUCUGCGUCUUUGGCAUCACUGCUAUGGUCUGGAACCUGAGCGCCGAGAGGGAGUUCCGUCACAAGAUGCCCGAGCCAGGACGUUUCUACCCAAGCAGAUACUGGAGCAAACAAAUCAUCGAGCACGAGCGGGCGCAAAAGGAAAAGGCAGAGGCAGAGAAGAAGUCAUCAUAA
This is a messenger RNA of Podospora bellae-mahoneyi, 342 nucleotides long. RefSeq lists its product as uncharacterized. The record is from RefSeq and is a predicted model, not a curated record. NCBI's taxonomy places the organism in Eukaryota, Fungi, Ascomycota, Sordariomycetes, Sordariales, Podosporaceae. The transcript is spliced from 4 exons. Bases 1 to 342 code for a protein of 113 amino acids.